Molecule: messenger RNA, 1278 nt
Organism: Heterostelium album PN500
Lineage: Eukaryota; Evosea; Eumycetozoa; Acytosteliales; Acytosteliaceae
Exons: 1
Coding region: 1-1278 (425 amino acids)
Biological process (GO): protein O-linked glycosylation via mannose
Cellular component (GO): endoplasmic reticulum
Molecular function (GO): mannosyltransferase activity; protein binding
Source: RefSeq, a predicted model, not a curated record
AUGGAAAACCAACAAGAUAUAGAUGCACUUCACCAACUUUCAAUGUCCCUAGAUUAUGAUUCCUCUGAAAAUCAAGAAACAUUCAAGCUUCCAUCUGGUAGAUCAAUGACGACAGAACAACUAUUAUUGAAAGUAAUUAGUUUUGGUACAAACUAUUCCAAGUCUGUUGCAUAUUACAAAUUGUCUAACAUUCUAUCAGACCAGAAUCGUUCAUCUAUCAUUCUUUCAUCAGGUGAAUCAAUGACAAAACAACAAUUACUCUUGAAAGCAAUAGAGUAUAAUCCAAUCAAUUCAUAUCAAUAUAAUAAUCUUGGAAUAACACUCUCAAAAGGAGAAUCAAUCACACUUAAUAAUGGUCAAUCAAUGACACAACAACAAAUAUUUUUGAAAGCAAUAGAGAUAACCUCCUCCUUUCCCAAUUCAUAUUUUAACCUUGCAUUAACUCUUUCAGAAGGUGAAUCUAUCACACUUAAUAAUGGUCAGUCAAUGACAGAACAACAACUAUAUUUGAAAGCAAUUGAAUUAGAUCCUACCAAUGCCAAUUCAUAUUUUAAUCUUUCAUUGGAUCUUUCCGAUGGUGAAUCAAUCACACUCAAUAAUGGACAAUCAAUGACAGAACAACAAUUAUUAUUGAAAUCAAUAGAGUGUGAUCCAACUAUUUCCAGUUUUUAUUAUUAUCUUGCAUUGACACUUUCUGAAGAAGAAUCAGUGACUCUUAUUAAUGGACAAUCAAUGACAGAAAACCAACUUUACUUGAAAUCAAUAGAUUGUGAUCCAACCAAUUCAGAUUCAUAUUAUUACCUUGCAACUACUCUUUCAAGUGACGAAACGAUGACACUUCUUAAUGGGCAAUCAAUGACAAAGCAGCAAUUAUUAUUGAAAUCAAUAGAUUGUGAUCCAACCAAUUCCUGUUCAUAUAAUAGCUUGGCAAUUACACUUUCAAAUGGUGAAUCAAUCACACUUCAUGAUGGACAAUCAAUGACAGAACAACAACUAUACUUGAAGGCAAUAGAUUGUGAUCCAACCAAUUCCUGUUCAUACUAUUACCUUGCUUUGACACUUUCAAUUGGUGAACCAAUCACACUUAAUAAUGGACGAUCUAUGACAAAACAACAAUUAUUAUUCGAAGCAAUCAGAUUAGAUCAACCGGAAACAUUAUCAAUGAUAUACAAACACCUUGGAUUUACACUUUUGAACAACAAACAAACCAUUACACUUCCAAAUGGUGAACAAUUGUCAAGAAGGCAACUCCUUCAAAAAUCAAGAGCUAUAGAUUAA